Molecule: messenger RNA, 657 nt
Organism: Cylicostephanus goldi
Lineage: Eukaryota; Metazoa; Nematoda; Chromadorea; Rhabditida; Strongylidae
Source: the annotation of a GenBank genome assembly
AUGACAUUCGAUUGUUCAAGAGUAAAACUUCCUCUUCAGAAGCGUAAUGAGCUGCGUACUCCACCACCACUGCCGCCUAGAAAUUCGCCAUAUCGGCCACCGUUAGAAGCUAGCCUUAGCCUGCGACCAACUGUGCCAAAAGAAGUAGACAGGACAUCUUCUGAUACGCCAGUGUCGACAGUCCGUGACAUCAUAUCACGGAACGGCAGACAAGGACAUAAAAAGACAAAUUCUUUGGAUAGAGGUCUAACCCUAGCAAAAUCAAUGAAGGCUGGUCCGUUUCCUCCACCUGCGAACAAAUCUAACUCACUGACACGUCAAGAACCGGAUGAUGACGAAGAAGAGUGUGCUAGAAAUACAGCAGCUGAAGGUGUAAUUCUUCAGAUUACAACUAAAGUCAUCGGCGACCAUUCAAUUACGUGCGCAAAUGGGGAGCUGGAACCGAUCGCGUCCGAAUCUUCGUCUUUGUCUUCUCCUAAUUCGGAAGUAGCGACAAAGAUUCUUGAAAGCAAACAAGAGGCAACUAUGCACUGUGAAGAUAAACAAGAGGCAACUAUGCAUUGUGAAGAUAAUGUCGGGAAUGGUCAAGUUAACGCUGGAGAUGUUGAACCAGAAAAAUCUUCUGAUAUCUACAUUCCAAGCACGAGCGCUUUGCAG